ACUUGGCUCCUAGGCUGCGCCGCAUGUCUCAUUUCCGCAGCGGCCAGCCAUGUUGGAGGCGUGCCAUGAGUAGGCCACAAAGAACGGGCGGUCAAGCCUGCUGCGAACAACUGUUCGCGCAGGCAUUUAUUCCCCCGCCCGCGUGCAUCCUGCUGCGAACUGGUAGCACAGCAGCAUCCUCUCGACCAAUUCUCACAACACCACUACAGCAGCAGUAUGGCUUGCGAAUUGGGAUCCUCCCCCUUUGCGGACUCCGGCUUUGAUGACAGCUGGCUCAAGGCAGAGACAGGCAGCAACGAUUUGGAAACCAUUCGCGCGUUCAAUGCCAAUUUCGAGCCACAGAGUAGCGGCGUGGUCGACCUCUCCCAGACGUUCAGCAGUGACGCCGCAGCACAACCCAGCAGUCAAUCAGCGUACAAUUUCAACACCACCGCGAACACCGAUCUCGAUCAGACUAUCUGCCCAUCGCCAGUCUACGAGGCAUACCCGCCCACUUUCACCAACAACAAUCCGGCCUCACCCUACUUCCAAUCUGUCGAGAACAGCAAUGGAGUCAAGCACCAUACUUCCUCACUGCGCCACGAGCAUCAUGGUCAUCGCCGAUCUGUCUCCGAGCCACCAGGAAUGCCGCACCAGCCAGCAAUGAUGUUCCACCGCGAUGAGCACUACCUGGGCAGCCCGAUGGCUCCUCUGAAAGUGAAGGCGCUGAAAAGUCAGCCAUCACACAAGGCCAAUCGAAGUCAACCAUAUCCCACUCUGUCCCGCAAGGCAGCCAGACAGCAGAUGCCAAGCUAUCCGCACGCAAUGCAGCACCCCUACCAGCACCAGCAUCAGCAGGGCUUCCGACCUAGCGUUCAUCGUUCCCAGACACAGCCUGCCCGCCAGUAUGCGCCGACAAGUACUCCUAUGAUGUCCCCGCAGCAGUACAUGAAUAUGUCUCCACCGGCGCCGGCACAACAACAGACCUGUUUCCCACAAUCUCAGCACACCGCCUCACCACGACCGCAAGUCCCGAUGCUACCCGAUCAGAACUCGUUCAUGCAAAGCACAAGUCGCGUCUGCACACCUGCAGCGAUCGACCCCGCGCUCAGCACACCUUCGCCUCCUGGAUCUGGUAAGCGACCCCAGUCGGCGACACUCAACAUUCCGAUGACUGUGGAUGAGCUGAGAGCGAUGAUCUUCGAGACUGUCAAGGAGGCAGUAUCCGGGACUGUCAGCGAUGGCAACAGUGGCAGCGAGCCAAGUGGUGCUGUGCAGAGUACAGAGCAGCUUCAGCAAACAGAGGAGCAGGCACUCGGCGAGGAAUUCGAGAGGCUUAUCAAACAUGAAGGAUGUAGCGAGGAUCCGAGGGCUGUUCAGAUGGAGGAGACGGAAGACAUUGAGGCGUUCCUCGGCGUGGCGCAAGUUGAGAAGAGCGAUUGAGAUGGGUGACAGACUGGGCAUGCAUACGCAAAUUGACUUUACGCCAAUCGAUGCUUGCAUGUGUCGUGGUGGUACCAAUGCAGGUGCCACGCUCGUUGCGACAUCUCCGUUCGUCGUGAGCGUCGCAACGAUAAGAGGAGGAAUGGAAAGAGUCAGCUGCAUCAUGAUAAUCAAGACAUUACAUUC
Molecule: messenger RNA, 1608 nt
Organism: Cercospora beticola
Lineage: Eukaryota; Fungi; Ascomycota; Dothideomycetes; Mycosphaerellales; Mycosphaerellaceae
Source: RefSeq, a predicted model, not a curated record